Molecule: messenger RNA, 129 nt
Organism: Ambispora leptoticha
Lineage: Eukaryota; Fungi; Glomeromycota; Glomeromycetes; Archaeosporales; Ambisporaceae
Source: the annotation of a GenBank genome assembly
AUGCAGGUUUCUAUACUCACAAUUUGUGAAGCAAAAUCUUUCAAAAGAUUGGGAUUCAUGUUUCUGGCAAUUGAUUUGUGGAUGGCUAUGACUGUUGCUAUUGCUAUUGCAAACGUAGUGUUGAAUUAG